AUGGUCGCCUCGGCUCUUGCUCUGUCUCUCAUUGGCCUUGGCGCCGUCCAGGCCUUGCCUGCGGGAAAGACGGUUGAAGAGAGGCAGGGCGGUGUGUGGAUUGGACCUGGAUCAGGCACCUUCAUCCCUGGCAACGGCGAGCUGCCUGCUUGCCUGACCGACAAGCCCCUCAAGGAGCAGCCGCCGUGCCUUCUACCACCCAUCCCGGGCGAGAUCAAGCCCGGCAAGAAGAGGGAAGUCAACAAGCGGCAAUUCGUCAUUGGGGACGGGUCGGGUGUCUUCAUCCCCGGCAGCGGCGAUCUGCCCGUUUGCCUGGUCGACGCGAACGGAAUACCCGUUUACAAUCAGCCACCGUGCCUUCUGCCGCCCAUCCCAGGCGAUAUCAAACCCGGAAAGAAAAGAGAAAAAAACAAACGGCAGUUUACCAUCGGAGAUGGGUCAGGAAUCUUCGUUCCUGGCCAGGGAGAGAUACCCGUCUGCCUCACGGAUGUGCCCCUGAACGAGCAGCCACCCUGCGUCCUGCCACCGAUCGUCGGCGGACUCGAGCCACCCACUCUUCCCCCCAAGCAGAAGCGAGAAUUCGUCCUUCCCCCUGACGCGGCCACGAAUCCCAAGAAGGUCAUUGAACAGCUGGAAGUGGAGCUCAUCCGGCUGCAGAACAAGGCGCACAAGACCAAGCAGGACCGUGAGGACAUUGAGGCGAUCAAGGCUGCCCUGCUCUACCUGGCCGGCAUCACCAAGAUCUCUGCUCCUCCGGGCACCGGGACCGUCUUUACUCCGGGCAAGCGCGGGUUUGUCCUCCCGCCUGAUGCGACAACCAACCCGAAGAAGGUCAUCGAGAAACUGGAGCUGGAUCUCAUCCGACUGCAGAACAAGCCGCACAAGACGAAGCAAGACCUUGAGGAUAUUGAGGCUAUCAAGGCCGCCCUGCUGUACCUUGCCGGCAUCACCAAGAUUACUGCACCGCCGGGAACGGGCUCCACCUUCACGCCGGGCAAGCGUGACACCAUCAGCCUCGACACAGUCGGCACCUACGCCCAGGAGUGCCCCAACCUAGAGGGUGCGCAAAUUGCUCUGCAGAUUCUGAUGCACAAGGACUUCCACACUGCCGAGGAGAAAAUCAUCAUGCUGAAGCUGGCCGCCUUCCUCAAGGGCUGCGGCAUCACCAUCAUCAAGUCGCCGGAUGGUACCUUCACCAUCAUCAAGCCCUCGGAC
Parathielavia appendiculata is the source of this 1215-nucleotide messenger RNA. RefSeq lists its product as uncharacterized. The annotation marks the transcript as partial. The record is from RefSeq and is a predicted model, not a curated record. The transcript has 2 exons. Lineage: Eukaryota; Fungi; Ascomycota; Sordariomycetes; Sordariales; Chaetomiaceae.